Pyrenophora tritici-repentis Pt-1C-BFP is the source of this 1152-nucleotide messenger RNA. RefSeq lists its product as uncharacterized. Gene Ontology annotation, molecular function: RNA polymerase II transcription regulatory region sequence-specific DNA binding; DNA-binding transcription factor activity, RNA polymerase II-specific. The record is from RefSeq and is a predicted model, not a curated record. Gene Ontology annotation, biological process: regulation of transcription by RNA polymerase II. Lineage: Eukaryota; Fungi; Ascomycota; Dothideomycetes; Pleosporales; Pleosporaceae. Gene Ontology annotation, cellular component: nucleus.
CCGAUUCUACAUUGUCCUCAUUCUCAAUCCGUCUAGAGGCGCCACAGCCAAUUCAUACUAUCUCGCCUCAAGAUGUAUCCCGAAUGCGGGCAAUGCGACAGACGAUUCAGCAGCUGGGCCGCGGCCCGACAGCACAUGAACGCAGUCGGCCACGUAUUCGAGUGCGACUUUUGCGAUCUUGCCUUCUACGACUCGAGAGACCUUGAAGAUCAUCAGCAGGACGAAGGACACUACGGUCCCAGGUACGAGUGCGAAGCCUGCGAUGAGUGGUAUGACACAUUUGCCCGCAUCAAGCAGCACAUGAACAGCCACGGCCACUGGCGCAACCACUACUGUAACGAUUGCAACAAGGGUUUCGAGAACGAGAACAACCUGCAAAUUCAUCUCAACAGCCGUAUCCACCGCGGCUCUAACAUCACAUGUCCCUUCUGCAAACGCGGCUUCGCAACAGCCACAGGCGUAACGCACCAUCUCGAAACCGGCUCGUGCUCAAAAGCUCGCCAGCUCAACCGCGACACCAUCCUGGCCGAAGUCCGCCGCCGCGACCCGAACCAACUCAUCACAAAGAAGCUCCUGACGUACCCCGAAUCCGGUUCAAGCAUCACGGCUACUUCUGCAUCCUACAAUUGCGACACGCUCCUCUACGAAUGCUACUUGUGCCACAAGGGCUUCAGGGAACUCAAGAGUCUGAACGCUCACGUCAAUUCGCCGGUACAUAAGGAGAAGGUGUAUCACUGCCCGGGCAGGGCAUGUGCUAGGGAGUUCCGGGCGCUUGCGGCGCUGUUCAAUCAUCUUGAGAGCGAAAGCUGUGGUGCGGUGAGGUUCGAUGCUGUGCAGAGGAACGUGCGUGGGUUUCUGAGUGGGAAGAGGAUGAUUGGGUUUGCCUGAAUGCCUGUUGUAGCGUGGCUCUUGCGCUUCGAUAGAGUUUCCAUACAUUUUAGCGUUUUCAAGAAGAAGACGACUUCGAGCAUGCGCAACGGGUGUUUAUUGCUUCGAUGUAUAAUUGUCAGCAUCUACGCCUACCUAGGAGUAACGUAUUGUAUCAGUCAUCGGCCAGCCCCAAAAACCCACCAAAAAACACGAAAACCGCACCUUCAGAUCUCAACAACAGCCUGGUAGAAACAUCUGAUAAUUUAAACAUAACCUGUUUUA